AUGGCGACCCCGGAGCAGAAUGAAACAUUCGACAAGACAAGUUCUAAUUAUGUGGAAGAAAAGGGUGUGAGUCCUGAUAGUGAUCCAACGAGAUUUCUAUCGGAGGCACACAAAUCAUACCUGAUUGAGCGCCAUGGCACGUUCGAUCUCGAUCCUAUUCCUAGCACGGAUCCAGCUGAUCCUUACAAUUGGCCUCUGUGGAAGAAAGUGACCAACCUAGGACUCGUCGCAUUCCACGCGUGUAUGGGAACGUUCACAGCUGCGGCUAUUAUUUGCGCCUAUGAAGAUAUCGCCCUUGAUGUUGGAGUCUCGCUUCAGCGAGUCAGCUAUCUCACCUCGUUACAGAUUGCGAUUCUUGGUGGAGCACCAUUAUUCUGGAAGCCACUGUCUAACCGAUUUGGACGCCGACCGAUUUUCCUCCUAUCGCUUCUUCUAAGCUGCGUCUGCAACAUUGGCUGUGCGAAGAGCCCUGAUUAUGCGUCCAUGGCGGCGUGUCGAGCCCUAGUCGCUUUCUUCAUCUCCCCGGCUAUGGCGAUCGGUAGUGGUGUUGUCACAGAGACAUUUUUCCGACACGAAAGAGCACGUUAUAUGGGUAUUUGGACUGUUAUGGUGACAUUGGGAGUUCCUAUUGGGCCCUUUAUCUUCGGAUUUGUUGCGCAACGUGUUGGAUAUCGCUGGAUUUACUGGAUCCUGGCAAUUACCAACGCUGUGCAGUUUUUCCUCUAUGUCUUUUUCGGUCCCGAAACCCGCUACACCGGCGCAGAUGUUGAAGCUGAAUCUUCCGCAUUUAAACGCGAAUACACAUCCUUCCGCCGCAUUGAUAAGACUCCAUUCACCGUGAAGGAAUUUCUCCACCCUCUCACUCUGUUCACCAACAUCCCAGUUCUCCUGGCAGCGAUCGCAUACUCUAUGGUCUUCCUCUUCGCCUCAGUAAUGAACUCUGUCGAAGUUCCCCAAUUGCUACAGGUGAAAUGGGGGCUUGAUGCCCAAUCACUUGGCCUUCAAUUUUUGGGUCUGAUCAUUGGCUCUCUGCUUGGUGAACAGCUAGGAGGAUUCAUGUCUGAUGUGUGGAUGAACCGUCGUGCCAAAAGUAUUGGCCGCAAGCCUGAACCUGAGUUCCGACUUUGGCUCAGCUACAUUGGAUUCUUGUUGACCAUUGCUGGAAUGGUUGUCUUCUUGGUAUGCACUGAGCAGUCUGAAGUUGGCAAGUGGUCAGUGAAGCCGAUUAUUGGAACCGCGAUCGCGGCUUUUGGAAAUCAGGUUGUUACUACUGUGAUGACAACCUACGCUGUGGAUACUUAUCCCCAGGAUGCUGGGAGCGUGGGUGUUUUUAUCAACUUUGUUCGUUCGACAUGGGGAUUCAUUGGUCCAUUCUGGUUCACUGAUCUGUUCGAUUCUGUCGGUAUUGCGAAGAGCUCGGGAGUUGUGACAGCGAUGCUCAUGGUUGCUAGUUUCUUCCCCACGGUGUUUUUGCAGUGGAAAGGCAGCAAGCUGUACCGUCGCGACUGA
Molecule: messenger RNA, 1509 nt
Organism: Penicillium malachiteum
Lineage: Eukaryota; Fungi; Ascomycota; Eurotiomycetes; Eurotiales; Aspergillaceae
Exons: 4
Coding region: 1-1509 (502 amino acids)
Biological process (GO): transmembrane transport
Molecular function (GO): transmembrane transporter activity
Source: RefSeq, a predicted model, not a curated record